Messenger RNA from Diorhabda carinulata, 7568 nucleotides. It is a transcript of the gene Pgant5, whose product is annotated as polypeptide N-acetylgalactosaminyltransferase 5. The transcript has 9 exons. Bases 305 to 2131 code for a protein of 608 amino acids. The record is from RefSeq and is a predicted model, not a curated record. Gene Ontology annotation, cellular component: Golgi apparatus. Lineage: Eukaryota; Metazoa; Arthropoda; Insecta; Coleoptera; Chrysomelidae.
AAAUUUUGACUUAUGUCAGGUAUGUGGAAUGUAAAAUAGAAUGUGCGACGUGUAAUUUCAGCUUUUAUGAAUAAAAUGCAGGUUUGAAUCGGAAAAUGAAAACUGAAAUCAUUAAAAAAAUAACUUAUUUAAUCGACCUUUUGUUUAGCUGAUAAGUUAUUUACAAAAACUGAAACAAAUAAUUUUUAAGUGAUUGUUUAUCUCAAGAUUAUCCGACUUAUUAUUUCUUUUUUUUUAAAUAACAAAAUCUGUGAUAAUUAUUGAAGAAUACGUGUGAUGUGUAGAACUGAAUAAAUUGAUAAAAAUGUUAUACGGAAAAUUAAGAAUCCACACUUGCAGAGUUAUCCUUUUAACCUCCCUAGCAUGGUUCUUGAUUGAUGUUGUGGUACUCUCUUUUUAUUCAGAUUGCAUAGGUGGUAGCUGCAAGAAAGUAGAUAACAUACAAGCGGAACCAUUAGUGGAAGAUGAAAUUUUUAAUGAUAGAGUACAAGAAGAUACAUUAAAUGAACCUAACAAUGGUAUAAAUGGUGUUUCUAAAACUUAUGCACCUAAGACUUUGAGGCGAUGGAGACCUGCUCCUGUAGUACCCCCAGUGUCAGGAAAAGUUGGGGAAAUGGGAAAGCCAGUUCACAUUCCCCCUGAACAAGAAGCACUAAUGAAAGAAAAAUUUAAAUUGAAUCAGUUUAAUUUGUUAGCUAGUGAUAUGAUAUCCUUAAAUCGAUCCUUGGUAGAUGUUAGAUUGGAAGGAUGUAAAACUAAAAAAUAUCCUACACUACUUCCUUCGACAUCUAUAGUGAUAGUUUUUCACAACGAAGCAUGGUCUACACUCCUAAGAACUGUUUGGAGUGCAAUUAACAGAUCUCCUAGACCUCUUCUAAAGGAAAUCAUUUUAGUUGAUGAUGCUAGCGAAGGAGCGCACUUAGGUAGAAAGCUAGAAGAAUAUGUGGCGAAGCUUCCUGUACCUGUACAUGUAUUUCGUACAGAAAAAAGAUCUGGUUUGAUAAGGGCGCGUCUUUUGGGUGCCAAACACGUCAAAGGACAGGUGAUUACAUUUUUGGACGCCCAUUGCGAAUGUACGGAAGGGUGGUUGGAACCUCUUUUAGCUAGAAUAGUAGAAGAUCGGAAAACUGUUGUUUGUCCGAUUAUUGAUGUUAUUUCAGACGAAACUUUCGAAUAUAUAACAGCUUCGGAUAUGACAUGGGGUGGAUUCAAUUGGAAAUUGAAUUUUAGGUGGUAUAGAGUACCGCAAAGAGAGAUGGAUAGGAGAGGUGGUGACAGAACGUCUCCAUUAAGAACACCUACAAUGGCAGGGGGAUUAUUUUCUAUCGAUAAGGACUAUUUUUAUGAAUUGGGGGCUUACGAUGAAGGAAUGGAUAUUUGGGGAGGUGAAAACUUGGAAAUGAGCUUUAGGGUAUGGCAAUGCGGAGGCAUCUUGGAAAUAAUCCCUUGUUCUCAUGUGGGACACGUGUUCAGAGACAAGUCCCCCUAUACUUUCCCCGGUGGAGUAUCAAAAAUAGUUCUCCAUAACGCCGCUAGAGUGGCCGAUGUUUGGAUGGACGAAUGGCGAGAUUUCUAUUAUAUUAUGAAUCCAGGUGCGAAGAAUGUUCCGGUUGGUGAUAUAACAGCCAGAAAGGAAUUGAGAGAAAAGUUGCAAUGCAAAAGCUUCAGGUGGUACUUGGAAAAUGUGUAUCCCGAAUCUCAGAUGCCUUUGGACUAUUACUAUCUCGGAGAUAUUCGUAACGUAGCAAAUAGAAAUUGUCUUGAUACUAUGGGAAGAAAAUCAGGCGAAAACCUUGGAAUGACCUUUUGUCAUAAUUUGGGUGGUAAUCAAGUUUUCGCUUACACGAAACGACAACAAAUAAUGUCGGAUGACAACUGUUUGGACGCCAGCUCAAGAACUGGUCCUGUUAAAUUAGUUAGGUGCCAUGGAAUGGGUGGAAACCAAGCAUGGUCCUAUGAUGAAAUUGAUAAAACUAUCAAACAUGUCAAUACAGGAAGUUGCCUUACACAACCGGACACGAGUGACGUUAACCUACCUCUUCUAAAAGCUUGCGAUUUCAGUCCCGGUCAACAAUGGAUAAUGAACAGCGAUUUCAAAUGGCAAGCUAAAAAUCACGUAGAAGAAAGUUAGGAUAUGCAAAGUCUAUAUCGAUAUCAACAAAUAAAACUUGUGAUAUUCUUGUUAGUAAUGUUCCCAUUAGUCGUGGAACGAAUAACCAGGAAAAAUUGCAAUAAGCAAUUAACUUAAUUAAUUGUUGUUUUGGACACGUUAAAUACCUUUUCGGGAUCAAUUCAUAUUUUUGUACAAAAGUUUUCUGAUACAUUCAUUUCGAUAAAACGAAAAACUUGGUAUAUCAUUGUUUUUAUCCCGAAAAAUUAUUUAGUUUGUGCCAUUCGAAUUGUAUUUCAUAUUUAUUACGUACAUUUGUUAUUUUAAAAUGUUCCAGAGGAAAUUGACCGAAUUUAAAACAAUAUAUAUUUUUUUUACAAUUAAUUUUCUAUUUAUUAGUUUAUUUAUAAAAUUUUAUUCAUUCCUUUAGUUUUUUUAUAGCGAUUAGCAUACCUUCCUGAUAAUAAGACUUUUUAGGUUGUUAGUGGGGAAAAUUUGAAAUGACUGCCAUUUGUAAAUAUAGAAUUUUUAAUAUGAAAACAUAAAAUCAUCUUAAUCUGUAACACGGAUUUGAUAUAUUACAUUUAGUUGACUGACUUGGAUUGUAGUAACUGGAUCUUGAAUAAAAAGCAUAUCAUUAUAUCGAGAGGUAUAUACAAAUGAUAAAAACUCGACUAACCUCAAUCCAAGACAUGCAAAUUAUCUUCUUCUCUCUGAACACUUUGUUACGUCUCUUUAAACAUCAGAAUAUCCAUUUUUAACAUACAUUCCUUUAUCGGAUUAUUUUAUCCUUCCUUCCUUCCUCUUUCUUAUCCUAACCAAGCUCCCCCAGAGGUUUUCCUUUCCUUCUCUUCUUAUAUCUUUUCUUUCCGUAACAUCUUCCAACUAUUUUGUUUCCUAUUGGUCUCAUUUCUUAUAGUGUCCUCCCUAGUUUAUUUCUUUCAUCCCGAAUAUUGUUUUAUCAGUAAUAAUUAAAUAAUUUUUAUUUUUUAUUACGAAUAAUUAUUAAAAAUAUGAUUUUUUCAAAAUAUACAAGGUGUAAAAGAUCUUUGCCUACACCUAUUGCACAAUUCCCAAACCGAUUCAAGUAUUCACUUAUUUUGGUCACUAUGUAAUUUGGUAUGGUCAAUUAGUAUUAUUGGACGAAUGUUUUGGAGGUAUUUUCAAGAAAAAAACUUCUGCCAGAAACUAUUUUAAAAUUAUUUUGUAUCUACUAGUGACAACAUCACAAAUAUUUUAAUUUCUAUAAUACUUGUAUGUGUUUCACUAGCUUCUGAGGAUAAUAUUUUUUUGAAAUUUUCUCAAAUCGUUCUUCUGAUAAUAAUAACCGACCAAGUUAAAAUUUAUUGAAAUUGGAUGAACCGUUUUGAAUUUAUAAUGAAAAACAAUUUAAAACUUUUAAUAUAUAUACUAAAAAUACUUUGGAAAUAAGUUUACUUACAUCUGUUUAGGUGAAACACAUUGUAUAUAAAAUUUCUGAAUUAGAAUCACGUGGAAAACUUUUUUUUUAUUAUUGGUUAGGUCCAAAAUUUGGAAUACAACUAUCAGGUAUCAAUUUUUGUAAACCAUAUACGAGGUUUGUAUAAAAAUACUAAUUUUAUUCAUGAGCACAUUCCUUAUUAAUUAUUCUGACUUUAUAUAAUUUAAAUUCAUCUAGGAUGUACUAACAUGAAGUAUUUUACACCAAUAGUAUUUCAAGUUGUGGGCAAAGUUAAACUUUUUAAUAAGGAUAAAAUAUGAAAAAAGUUUCCAUACAACAUUUAGUCUCUAUUUUUCUUACUAGUUUGUACACGCUUUUGUAUUUGUCGUUAACAAUUUAUAAGUUUAAAAAAAUGCAGAAUAUUUGAAAAAUUAUUAUUUAAUCGAAUAACAUUUACCCAAACAGUACAGAACCUAAUUGUACUAAAUGAUAAUUCAUAUGAGUCAAUUCUAAUUUAUGUAUGUCUCGUUUUUAUAAAACAGAAACUUCCAAUUGUUUUUUUUAUAAAGAUUUUUUUACCUUUUGACUCAUCCAAGAGUGAUCAAACCAUUAGGCAACAGUUUCUGAUUUCAAGGUUAUGUUUUUGACCUCACUGCAUGCUCUAAUUGUUUUAUUAACUUUCAGUUCACACUUUUUACUGUUUUUUCAAACUCACAAGCCUAUAUUGUAAGUUUGUAUUUUUAAAACGUUAUGAAUCGUUGAAUUUGUUUUAGAAAAAUAGAUUUUUUGAAUUAUUUAAAAAUACAAAGUGAGUGAAACCAUUAGGUUAUGCAGUGUUUUUAUUAACAUAACCUAGAAAUUUUUCACCAUUGUGUAAGAUUUAUCAUAGAGUAAAAUGAAUCUGUCAUUAUGACCGAAAGGUUGUGUCCUAGGCUAGUGCCGGAGUGCAAGAAAGUUCUACAAAAACUGUUGUUGAUGACUGAAAGAAUCAGCUCAACUCACUCGACAAAUAAGGUUUGGCAAACCCACCAAUGUGCCCAGAACUCAUUUCUGGUGUAGCAAAAAGUCUCUUUAACAAUCUGCAGACCACGUCAUCUGUUAGUGCCCAGCACUUACAUGAACGCUUGGACAACCUCAUGACAUCAAAAGGUUCAAGUCAAAGCGCCUGAUCGGAUUUUGGUAAUAUAAAAGGGUCUAUCAUAUAACGGCCAUUGGUCACCUACUAUAAAUAGUGAAGGUUUUUUUAGGUUGAACAAAAGAAACAUAAAAGCAAACCAGUUUGGGAAAAAUAUGAACUGAAUAUUGACAAUAAUGAUCCUGAGGAAUAUUAUGGCUGUUGAUAGGUUACAAUCUACAACAUUAAUAAGAUUUUAUUUAAAAUAAAAGGAAAAGUCUAUUCGACAAAAUUUUUGUUGUGGCUUAAUAUAAAAAUAAUAUGAAAGUGUGUGACAUUCUGUAAAUUCUUUUUUUUUUAUUAAAAAUAAUGAAAGUUUUUGAUAAAUCGAUGUGAACGGUAUAAAAAAAGUACUAAAUCAAUUUUCGUAUCCCAAAUUUGGUCUAAUUUCAAAAUUUACCUUAUUUUUUAAAAAAAUGUGCUAUUACACAAACUGUAGAUUAUCUAAAUAUGUAAAUAAAAUAUCUUAAGAUAUUUUUUAUUCUCAAUAUUGUAUAUAUAACUAAUUAUUAUACAUAUAUGUACCUUGAAGGUAACUUUUAAUAUACAGGGUAUAACAAUAUGGUGUUGAAUCAACAUGUACAUCGAAAACUAUAGGUUCAUAAUUUAUUUUGAAUUUCUGAAGAAUCUACUGUUGAUUUUAAUAUAAUUUCCUAGAGAUGAUAUUUCUAUUCCAACUUUUUUGAAAACCAAAAAUGAUCUGAAAAAAAUAUCUGAAGCUUACUAAAUAUCUGUAAAUUUGUCAAAAAAGUACUAAUUUAACGAUUUUUGAAAAAAAAUUGAAUUUCUUUGUGGUUAUUCGAAGUAUCGGUGGACUUUUCUGGGGAAAACUAUUCCUAUAGAAGUUCACAUUUAAGAAUAAUUAUAAGGGAAGCUUUUGUUGUGGUACAAAACCUAUCCGGAUAACACAGAGGGAAAGUUUCGCAGACACUUUCUAUUAAUGAUAAAUUUUCCAAAUAAGAUCAAAUUUUUUUAUGAAAACUUCAGUCUUUACGUCUGAUCUAUUAAUCCCAAUCAACAAAAUCUGCACGCCACAUUAUUUGCUAAGUCUAGCGUCUUAAAGUGUCCAUUGAGGACCUGAUAGAACUCCUGUUAGUAUUCGUAAGAUGUUCUGAUACAUUCAAUAGAUCCCAGGAGAGUCUUUGCCUGCCUCCAUGCCUUGGUUUUACCUCCAUGUAUCUUCUUUCCCAUUUAUUUUCCUGUAGCUGAUACAACAGAAGGAGUCAGCAAGCAUGUCAGCUAUUUCAUUCCGUUGUGUGUACCGGAAUCCAUUGCAGAGUAAAUUUAUUCUUGUAUCUCGUUUAAUUGUAACCAAACAUUGAACAUUUUCCAUAGAUUCAGAUAGUUUCAGAGACAAAUAUUGAUAAUUUUUGGCACUUAUUUCCAAAAAAUGUUCAAUACUUUGAAUGUUUUUGAUAGAAAUAUUAAAAUUCAUAGAUUCCGAUAUACAUAUCGACUCAUUUUGAUAUACCCUGUACACUUUCAUAACUAUUGCAAACAAGGAAUAGUGAAAUUCCAAAUAAAUUAAUGAUAACUUUGGAUUAGGGUGUCAAUAUAGUAAAUGGAUCUUCAAACUAACUAAGAUACAUUUUUUAGAAUCAAAAAUUGAAAAAUGAAAAAUUGGGUUGGAAAAUUUCUCUAUUUUCCUUAUUAUAUUGCAAUAAAAAGUUUACGGUACAUUUAUUUAAGCAAUACUAUAAGGUCUAAGGUACAGAUAUGUUAUACAAUUAACUACAUACUUAAAUAUAUGUUAAUUUAGUACAGGGUGAAUUAUAUAUGUUGACUAUAUCGGUAUAAUAUUAUUAUGUUUCAUUAUUUAAUCAAUAUUAUUUUUGUACUUGAAAAACUAUGUCACCCUGUAUUUAACUAAAACAAAUAACUUCAAUCAAUUUUGAAUUUAUUAGAAAUGAAACAAUGACAGUUAGUUGAUCAUUUUCCUUUCAUCAGAGCAGCAAAAAAUGUACAAAUCCUGUUUUGUAUUAACAUCAAUAUUAUAUUUUUCGGUAUCCCUGUAUGAUAUUGGAGGUCAAUGUUUUAAUACAAAAGAAGAUUUAAGAAAUAAAGUCAAACAUGUUUUGAUUUUAUUUCGAUAUUUUUCUGUUCCCGAAAUGACUUUAAUUAGCUGUCAUAUCUUAUGAUUUCACUACUUCAACUAGAAAGAUUAGACAAAACUAACUAGUAUGUAUAUAAAAAUUAGUAUUCAUUUGAAUAUUUUUAUAUAUAAAUAUAUAUCUGGUACUGCUGGUGAUAUUCAUACUGAAAACACUAACGAUUACUUUAUCUGGUCCUUCGAGCCGGAUAAAAAACAACCUAUAGAAAGCUCCACGAGAUAAAACAAUGUAAUUGUGAGUGUUGUAGUGGUAGUAAACAGUUUUAAAUACUUAUUUAAAAAAAAACAUCCAAAUUUUCCAUUAUUUCUAAUUUUAGUGUGAGCAAUUUAUUUUUUAUUAAUAAAAUCUGUAAAUAUUUGUAUAUUAAUAGAGGAAUAUAUUAACAACGUAUACGUUACAGGGUACUAUUGAAAAAAAAAAUGUAAAUUAAAAAUGUCUAAUCUAUUUAGUUAAAUUCCAACGUUUUUAUUAUUUUUAUUUAUUACAUAUAAUAAAAAUAUUAUCAAAUAGUAUCAAUUGAUAAACUAAUUCAAGUUUUUUUUUGUAGAAUAAUAAACUACAAAGUUAAAAAUUAUCCAAAAGGGAGAAAAAAUUAUAGAAGAUAAAGGUGAAGAGAAAUAAGAGGGAAAGGAAUAUUGAAAUAAAUAACAUAUCACUACAGAAGCACCGGAAUCGAAAUAGAUACAAAAUAGGUUUAAAAAACAGCUAUGAAGAUGAAAAUAACAGAAAAUGUUUUAAAUAGUAAAAAAGAAA